This is a messenger RNA of Penicillium maclennaniae, 219 nucleotides long. RefSeq lists its product as uncharacterized. NCBI's taxonomy places the organism in Eukaryota, Fungi, Ascomycota, Eurotiomycetes, Eurotiales, Aspergillaceae. Bases 1 to 219 code for a protein of 72 amino acids. The record is from RefSeq and is a predicted model, not a curated record. The transcript has 2 exons.
AUGCCUCACCGCCAACUCAUUCAGGGCGUCAACUACACCCUUAACCGUCUAUGGCAUUCUAAGAUAGAAAUAACUCCGUACGAGGCACUGUAUGGACGUCAACCUAACGUUUCUAACCUUCGUGCCUUAGGCUGUCAAGCCUGGUAUCUCAUUCCCUCGCAGCGCCGUGAAACCAAGCUUUAUCCACACAUGGCCGAAGCCCGCCUGCUUGCUUACUAG